Mercenaria mercenaria is the source of this 1326-nucleotide messenger RNA. RefSeq names its product dual specificity protein kinase shkD-like. Lineage: Eukaryota; Metazoa; Mollusca; Bivalvia; Venerida; Veneridae. Bases 102 to 1157 code for a protein of 351 amino acids. The record is from RefSeq and is a predicted model, not a curated record. The transcript has 3 exons.
GUAAUCACAAUUUAUGGCGCCAACUUCAACGUAACUGUAAAAAGCAAACGUUUGACGUCAUUGAUGUUGACGUUACGUUUUGGAUAGAAAAAUGGGGAAAAAUGAAAGUUCUUAGUAAAAUAGUAUUGCUGUUUAUGCUGUUUUUCGAUAAUUGUUUUAACAUAAACAGCAGAUUUGUUUAUCAUGAUACAAACGAAGAAGAGAACAGACCAGAUUUUACGAAGUUUCAUAAAAGAAGUGAUCCGGUCCCAUUGAAAAGUACAAAACACUUCCAUGUCCAAAAGUUUCAAGGAGAUGAGAACGUGAGGAAAACAGAAAUUAGAAACAACGAACAAAGGGAAAGUCGCUAUUUUAAGCAUGAGAGGCGAAAUGCUAACGAAAAACAUCUUUUCAAAAGGGAAGACAACGCAAGCAAAGAACAGGAAAAAGGUGAAGGAACUCUUUCAACCUCACCACCAAAAAUAAAAGAAAACAAUGAUGUCACCACAAAAGAACCAACAGAAAGUAAUCUUGUUACUACAGAAAUCACACCUAAGCCUACAGACAACAACCCUGACACUACAGUAAUUCCAUCUAAAACAACAAAAGACAUUACAGACAGUACAGUAUUCCCACCCAAAACAACAAAUAGUAAUCCUAACAAUGAUGUCACUACAAAAACACUAACAGAAAGCGAUCCUGGGGAGCCCGAUCCUGUAACCACGGAAAUCACACCAAAUCCUACAGACAACAAACCUGACGCUACAGACAUCUCACCUGAAACAACAAGUAGCAAUGCUGCCACUACAGUAAAGCCAUCAAAAGCAACGGAAAGCUAUACUGACACGACAGGAAACGCUGCAGAAAACAUAACAUCAGAAAAAUCUGACUAUGAAAACGAAAACAAUGACAACAAUGAGAAUGAGUACAAUGACUCGGACAACAUGGAUUAUCAAUCAAAUACUUCUUCAUUGGAAAAUGGAAACUUCAGACCAAACGGGUUAGAAACGGAUGUAGAUGAUCCUAAUGAUAUUAUUCUACACUUAAGUAGCAGAAGUUCUGAAACAAAUGAUCAUGAUUGUGACUAUCAUAACCCAUCUGAGGAAAAGGAAAUGACGGGAAACAAUAAGGACUAUCCUCAACCACUGCGACGAGGGAAAGGAAAUGACAGGAAAUAAUGACUGCUCAAGAUGGACGAUUGGUUGAAACAAUUAUGAAUAUUAUGAGGAUUCUAAAUUAUGUCAGUCAGUUAUGUGUCGAACUGUAUUUUGUAUUGUAUGCGCUAAGAAGUGUAAUGCUAAUGUGCCAGAAUUAAAUGAAUAAAUUACAAAGUAUUAAUUGUACUAA